Messenger RNA from Helianthus annuus (common sunflower), 1251 nucleotides. RefSeq names its product ATP-dependent DNA helicase PIF1-like. The record is from RefSeq and is a predicted model, not a curated record. Lineage: Eukaryota; Viridiplantae; Streptophyta; Magnoliopsida; Asterales; Asteraceae. Gene Ontology annotation, molecular function: DNA helicase activity. Gene Ontology annotation, biological process: telomere maintenance; DNA repair. The transcript has 5 exons. The coding region runs from base 1 to 1251 and encodes 416 amino acids.
AUGACCGACGUAUUUUCGGAAGGUAGGAGUAUUCGUUCGGAUAUUCCUUUUGGAGGUAAAGUUAUUGUAUUUGGUGGUGACUUUAGACAAAUCCUACCUGUUAUUCCUAAUGGUACUAGACAAGAAAUUGUUAGUGCAUCUUUAAGCUCUUCAUAUAUAUGGUUAAAAUGCAAACUGUUACGGCUGACUAAAAACAUGCGUCUAACUACUGGAGCUGAAAGUUCAAAUAUGAAGUCUAUCAGAGAAUUUGCAAAAUGGCUUAUUGAUAUUGGUGAAGGAAACGUUGGAGAUGAUAAUGAUGGUGAAGCAAUUAUAGAGAUACCAGAUGAUCUACUAAUCAUCGAUAUUUGUGACCCGAUACAAAGUUUAAUUGAUCUCCGAGCAAUUCUAGCACCCAAAAAUGAGGUAGUUCAUGAAAUUAACGAUCGAUUGUUUUCAUUAUUUCCUGGUGAUGCGAAAGAGUAUUUGAGUUCUGAUAGUAUAUGUCAAACUGAACAAAUGCUUGAUUCUUUUCAAGAAAGCUUAUACUCAACAGAAAAUUUGAAUGCUCUUAAGAUUUCUAGCUUGCCUAAUCACAUAUUAGUUUUUAAAGUUGGUGUUCCUGUGAUGCUUCUUCGAAACAUUGAUCAACAGAAAGGGUUAUGUAACGGUACAAUGCUUCAAAUUACUUUUCUUGGUAAACGAGUUAUAGAAGCUGAAGUAAUAUCUGAUGUUUGUUUUGCCAUGACAAUUAACAAGAAUCAAGGACAAUCGUUAUCAAAGGUUGGUCUUUAUUUGAAAGAUCCUGUCUUCACUCAUGGUCAGUUGUACAUUGCAUUAUCAAGGGUCAAGACCAGAGAAGGUGUUAAAAUACUAAUAUUCGAUUCUGAUGGAAAACCAACAAAUAAGAAUUCUAAUGUCGUUUACAAAGAAGUUUUUACUAGCUUAACACAAAAUUCAACGCCAGUAAUAAUUGAUGGUUGGGACAGUGUUGUUAAAGAUCUUAAUCUGCCGAGGGAUACUUUGUUGGUUUUCAGACCAUUAGGAGAUUUUGGGCUUAAACUUUCAUAUUUUGUGGAUGGCAUUUUUGAUGAAUCUUAUUUCACGUUCAAUCGUUAUGCAAGAUUUGGUUUUACGGUAAUCGAAGAUUGUUUCAUUAAACAAUUUUACGUAAACAACCCACCUAGUGGCAAAUAUCAAAUCUGUUAUAAGGGUUCUUAUUGGAAUGCUGAGGCGUCUAAGUUUGAUACCAACUUUGUAUUUGCUAAAUGA